AUGGAUUUAGCACAGAACUACGGGGUGGACUUUAAACGGUCCAUCAGUAUUACUGGAGUUACUAGUCUAGAUUCUGAUGCUGAUAUCAUUGCUUCCUUGGAGAAGUAUGGGGUGGUAACAAGGAUUCUGAGGGUCCCAAAUGCACAACCAGAGUGUGGGGAAACUGUUAUUGCUGAGUUUGAGUCAGAGAUUACAAUGGGGGAUAACGAGUCAGAUUUUCCCCUUGAGAUUGAAAAUGUGACCAACAAGAAUAGUUUCACAGGGAAGGACAGGGUUGUAACUGUUCUAGCUUUAAUUGUCCCAGAUCACAGAGCAAAUUCAGAAAUUCCAGUCCUCAUUGGUACAAAUGCCCUCGACGUCUUGUAUGAGGACUUCAAUGAGCAAAUGACCAUUCCUGAGCAUUGUACUUAUGCCCCUCUCCUUAGACAUCUGUAUGCUAUCUACAGGAGUAAAACAAAAACUGAUAGUUUUGUGGGGACAGUCAAGUCACAAUGUAAAACCAACAUAGUAAUUCCAGCUGGUCAGAAAAUAGCCUUAAAUGGACGUGUCAGAAAUGUCUGUGCAGGCCCUGGAUCCACUCUUCUAGUCGAGCCCCACAGCCAGUCCAGCCUACCAGGUGGCUUGAUAUUUUCCAGCUAUGUAAUGUCAAGGCCACGACAGGCAUCCUUCAAAGUUCCCAUUCUCCUAAAAAACGAGACAACGCAUGAUAUUAUUCUGCCAGCUCACCGUCCUUUGGCAGAGAUAUCUGUCCCACUUUCAGUUUCUCCUGCAAGGUCUGAAUGUAUGAAUCGAACUGGAAGUUCAGAGCAGAAACAUGCUCAGUGUUACACCACCCACAAAGUAAGAUCAAGUGACAAAAUCCAGUUCGAUUUUGGUGACUCACCCCUGUCAAACGAGUGGAAAGAUAGGAUUGCUGGGAAGCUGAAUUCCGUGUCUGAUGUUUUUGCUAGGGGUGAACUUGAUUAUGGUCACACCACAGUGGUGAGACAUAAGAUUCGGCUCUCUGAUCCAACGCCUUUUAAACAGAGGCCAAGGCCCAUUCAUCCCUCUGAUUAUGAAGCUGUCCGCCUUCAUUUGGAGCAGCUGUGCGACAGCAACAUUAUUAGAGAGUCCGAGAGCCCAUUUGCUUCACCAAUUGUAGUUGUGAAAAAGAAAAAUGGGCAGAUCCGCCUAUGUGUGGAUUACAGAAAGUUGAACAACCAGACGAUCAAAGACGCUUAUGCCUUGCCCAAUAUAGAAGAGGCAUUUACAGCUCUGUCAGGAUCCAAAUGGUUUUCUGUUAUGGAUUUAAAGUCUGGAUAUUACCAGGUAGAGGUGGAAGAAGAGGAUAAACACAAGACGGCUUUUGUCACACCCAUGGGGUUUUGGGAAUUCAACAGGAUGCCCCAAGGAGUCACUAAUGCUCCAAGCACUUUUCAAAGAGUUAUGGAGAAAUGCAUGGGCUCCAUGAACCUCAAGGAAGUACUGGUCUUUCUUGAUGAUCUUAUAGUGUUUUCCAAUACUUUGGAGGAACAUGAAGAAAGGCUCCUGCGAGUUCUGAACAGAUUGAAAGAAUUUGGUCUCAAACUUUCACCUGAGAAAUGUCACUUUUUCCAAAAGUCAGUGAGGUAUUUAGGACACAUUGUCUCAGAACAGGGAGUGGAGACUGAUCCUGAUAAAAUCUCUGCACUCACCACAUGGCCCAGACCCACAAACCUGUCAGAACUGAAGUCAUUUUUAGGCUUCACCGGCUAUUAUCGCAGGUUUGUCAAAGACUAUUCUAAAAUUGCUAGGCCAUUGAAUGAUUUGACAGCUGGUUAUGUCCCUGCCAAGAAGCUGAAACACCACAAAUCAUCAUCAAACAGCGACCUGAACCGUCCUUUUAAUGAGAAAUGGACUCCCUCAUGUGAGGAAGCUUUCAAGACCCUCAUUGAGAAGUUGACAUCUGCACCAGUGCUUGGGUUUGCUGACCCCAGAAAAGCCUAUGUUUUACACACCGAUGCUAGUUCACAUGGACUUGGUGCAGCCCUAUACCAGGAAGAAGAUGAACCUGAUAGCCGAGGAACAAAGAAUAUUCUGGUGAUAACGGAUCACUUUACGAAGUUUGCUGUUGCAGUGCCAACUCCAGACCAGAAGGAAAAGACCGUUGCCAAGGCCCUGUGGGAAAAAUUCAUCAUUCACUAUGGCAUACCAGAGCGGUUGCAUAGUGAUCAGGGCCUGCCAAUCGAACCCAGUCAUGGAAGUCCAGAGAAAGAGACACCCAAAGGCGACAUCUCCAAAGAGAAUCCAUUUUCUGAAGUUGAAGGAGACUAUCAUUAUCUGGGUGAUAAUGACAGUGUGUCUUAUGACUUUCCAGUAGUUUACGAAGAAGUCAAUUACCCGGCUUUCACUACUGUCAGUGAAAUCCCCAAAGCAACUGAGUCUGUGUCAGAACAAAGUGUGGACCGAGACGAGUCUGAUCUAAACCCUGCAGUAGAGGAGUUUCAUUCUGCACCCGUGGAGCUGGAUGAGAGUGAUGAUCCAGCCACAGAAAAUGAUGUUGAACCUCUGAGAGAGGUUAUUGACGUAACUCGGGAGCAGUACCAAACUGAAACAACCGGGUUGUCGGAUGGAAAAGAGGAGAGUGAUGGAGAUGGAUUGGAGGCAGAGGUUGCUAAAGAUGAAAAACCCCCAGAAACAAGAGAAAUCAGGCGUGAGUUGACUAACUACGCUAGCAUAGCAAGCUAA
Molecule: messenger RNA, 2706 nt
Organism: Oreochromis niloticus (Nile tilapia)
Lineage: Eukaryota; Metazoa; Chordata; Actinopteri; Cichliformes; Cichlidae
Exons: 6
Coding region: 1-2706 (901 amino acids)
Biological process (GO): DNA integration
Molecular function (GO): nucleic acid binding
Source: RefSeq, a predicted model, not a curated record